GUGUCAACAGAUAACGAUAUUAAGUAGAAAGAGACAAUUUUAGUGAUAUCGAAGGAAAUAAAGGGAAGAGAUACGCUUUUGUCAUUUCGUAUCUCGUAAUGAAAUGUGUUGUUGACAGUUAAACAAUAAAAGUACUUAUCUCAAGAGUAUUCAUUUAAGUUUCGAGGUUAUUAUUUUAAUUCCAUUUGUGAAAUGAUACUAAGGGAAAAUGAAGUGAUAGACAAGACCGGCCCGCGCGUCCCUCCGCCUUCCACCGCAGACGCGAGCGCCGCCCUCCGCCGUCGCCGCCAUGUCCUCCUCGUGCGUCCCCCCCAAGAACUGCGUCGUCCACGACCCCGACCCCGGCAGCCACGACAACGAUGACUCCCGCAGCGAGUGCGGCUCCCUCUGCACGUGCACCUCGAGCAGCAUGACCUCCAUCGCCACCUCCGUCAGCAGAGAUCCGAGAGGGUCCUCGGCGUCCCUCGACAACCCGGCCGUGUCCUCGGCGCCCAGCGGCACCUCGGCGACCCCGCAGGCCCAGGAGACCAGCGACAACCCCUUCAUCGUCGUGUUCGUCCCGUCGCAGAUGCUCUCGGGGCGCCAAGGCUGCGGCACCUGCGGGACGUGCUACGGGGAGGCGGCGAUGAAGACGGCGCUGCGGGUGAUCCUCCGGACUUCGUGCGAGUUCUGCCCGUGGGUGGCCGGCUUCGUGAUCAUCUACUACACCUUCUACUGGUGGGGCCUCGGCUCCGGCUUCUCCGCCUUCCUCCUCAUGAUGGGGACGCACGCGCUCAUCCGCUUCAUCAGGGCUCGAAGCAGCUCCAAGUGCUUGCUCAAGUGCUCCCGCAGGGACGACGCUGACGCCCCCAACGCGGAGGAGGAGAGCGGGGAGGAAGGGAGCGGCCAAGAGGAGCAAAGAGAGGAGACAGAAAGACCCCCAGACAUCGCUUUGGAGGAACCACCGUCUUACGAAGCAGCAGUGGUGAAACCGCCGCCCUACGAUCUGUACCACCACCUCACGCCGACUCAGCCCCGCAGCGCAUUGCAGGCGCCCCCAAUCACGGAGAAAAAGCUACACAAGUCACAGUUCCUGGGAUUGCCCAAUUUGCAGCAGCCCCCCAUUGUCACUGAUGACGAAGACGACGAUGUCUUUCUUCCAUCCUACCAGGAGGCCGUCAGACUCUCACUCAAGACUGAAAAAAAGUCUGAGGGCGAGGAAUAGCCCUCAAAAGGAACCCCACGAAGCUGGUAGUACAGACAUCAUCAAGCGCGGAGUCGACGCACCGACUCGGCGCUCGUGGGAGAGGCAGAGAAGGAAACGCCUCCGAAGUCGGCACGGGUCCUCCUACCAGGCUCCUUCGCGAGCCUUACUACAAGGGGGAGUCCGUUUCCACUCUAAACGGUGAAAUAUAGCACUGAACGCUUAAGAAAGAAAUCAGGGAAGGAAGGAAGUUUGGCUAACAUUGGAGUGGAGUAACUCUAACAUUAAUACCAUUAGCCCAACGAUCUUAGCCACCCUAUUUCGUCUUGGAGACCAACGUGAGCUCGGGUGUCUGCACAGGUAUAAGUCACAAGUACACCUGAGCGAGAUAAGCCCAUUCCAGGAGUAUUUAUCCGGGUAUUAAGGUAUUUACCUAAACAGGCUAAAUACCUUUGUUGUAAUUAUACAUGGCAAAGAGUAUGGUAGUCUGUUCUGGGUCGUUGUCCGAAAAGGAAUGCACAAUUAGUCAAUAUAAUUACGGUGAAAUCACAAUUUACAUGGGUGCCAUUAAUCCAGUAGACUAUUCGAUAUUUAUUUAUAACUAUUUCCCAUUUUUCCUCGUUCUUACUCACUGUCCCUAAUCUUCAUAUGCGUGUCUCCUGAACAGAAGGCAAAUAUUCACAUGCCAUUCUUUGUUGUUCCUUUUGGGAGUCAUAGAGGGCAUUGUCCAAUAACAUUUUUUUAUCGAGUCACCAUUAAUUAGGUCUUGGCAUAUUUUCCAGACACUUUUUUUACAUCAUGAUAUAUAUAUUUAUUUAUUGGACUUAAAUACAAACAUAAAAGGCCAGUAUAUAAGAACUUUUGCUGCCGCUGGUGGCGAAGAAAUGUGUUCUUCCAUUUGUACCGAAACGUUGAAUAAAUCUUGUUUAGGUA
Penaeus vannamei (Pacific white shrimp) is the source of this 2116-nucleotide messenger RNA. The record is from RefSeq and is a predicted model, not a curated record. NCBI's taxonomy places the organism in Eukaryota, Metazoa, Arthropoda, Malacostraca, Decapoda, Penaeidae.